UGGAGGCCAUCGCCAAGGCCGUCCCGGUGGAGAUGAUGGGCAACAUCGCCAGGAAGGCCAGCGCACAGGUCGCAUGGAGGCGAUCAAGACGAUGCAUGUCGGCGUUGAGCGCAUCCGCAAGGCGAAGGCGAGCACUCUUCGUCGCAAUUUCGACACCCUCAAGUUCCACAACGGAGAGACGGUGGAAGAAUUCGGCGUCCGCAUCACCGGUAUCACAAACCAGCUCGCGGUCCUCGGCAACAGCUACGAUGAGGAGGAGGUCGUUCGCAAGUUUCUUCAAGCCCUUCCACCCGGGUACGAGCAGAUCGCCAUGUCGAUCGAAACCUUGCUUGAUCUCAGCAUGGUGUCAGUGGAGGAGCUGAUCGGGCGGCUCAAGGCGGCGGAGGAGCGCCACGGCCUCGCUUAGUCUACGGCUAGACUCAACCUGACCGAGGAUGAGCUGAUCACGUGCGUGGCUACGCGGCUGCAGCUGUCCGGGGAAGGCUCCAGCGACCAUGGGAAGCGCUCGGGCUCUGGACCGCGCAUAGGCCAAGGACGCGGGCGCGGCAAGGACGACAGCGGUCGUGGUAGCUUCAAGCCACCCAAGCGUGGCGCAAAUGGCAGGAACACUGUCGCCGACGAUGAGUGCUGGUACUGUGGCAAGAUGGGCCAUUGGCCCCUCGAGUGUCGCAAGAAGAAAAGGGACGAGCAAGCCCAUGUGGCCCAGGCGGAGGAGGAGAAGGAGCCCACUUUGCUGGUGGUGGUGGUGUCGGUCAAUGCUACCUCCCACUCUGCCCCGCCACUACUGAGCUCUACGCUGCCGGCGGGUGGGUCCCCGAUCCACCUCGACGAGAAGAAGAUGUUUGUUCAGCUCGGAGAGAAGGGCGAGGGCUGGUCCGCGUGUUGGAUCCUCGACACGGGAGCGACCAAUCACAUGACGGGCGUGCGGGUUGCCUUCGCCGAGCUCGACACAGGGAUCUGCGGCACCGUCUGAUUCGGCAACAGCUCAGUGAUCGGCAUCGAGGGGCGUGGCAUCGUCCUCUUCAAGUGCAAGAAUGGCGAGCACCAAGAGCUCACCGGCGUGUACCACAUUCCUCGGCUGACUGCAAACAUCAUUAGUUUGGGCCAGCUCGAUGAAGAAAGGUACAAGAUCCACAUCGAGGAUGGGGUCCUCAGGGUCUGGGAUCAGCGGCGGCGGUUAAUGGCGAAGGUCCAGCGAUCACCGAGUCGGCUCUAUGUCCUCGACCUCAACAUCGACAAGCCGGUGUGCCUGUCCGCGCAAGGCACCUAGGUGGCAUGGCAAUGGCAUGCCUAAGGGUGGCAAUUUCCCCCAUCGAGUUGGGUCCCCGCGGGUUUCAGA
This is a messenger RNA of Phragmites australis (common reed), 1339 nucleotides long. RefSeq lists its product as uncharacterized. The record is from RefSeq and is a predicted model, not a curated record. The transcript has a single exon. Bases 74 to 406 code for a protein of 110 amino acids. Lineage: Eukaryota; Viridiplantae; Streptophyta; Magnoliopsida; Poales; Poaceae.